AUGGUCUCCGUCAAGGUCCUCCUCGCUCUCCUCCCUCUGGCCCUUCAGGCGACGGCCCUCCCUUCUCCCCUCGAGGAGAACCACCUCGAGCGCCGUGUCUGCGUGCCUCCCAGCAACUGCUCCCCCAUUGGAAACUGCGAGUUCUGCUGCAGGACGGGCGUGACGCCCAACAGCUCUAACUGCCACUCGCACGACUUCCCGAUUUUGAUUACAUACUUCAAUCAGAAAAUUUCGCCCACUUUGUUCCUCUUCACUGUGCAUAGCCCGUAUUGCACGGCAAGGCGUAGUGCUCUCCAUUGGCUGCAGGGAACACUUGCUCAUGAGACCUGA
Verticillium alfalfae VaMs.102 is the source of this 330-nucleotide messenger RNA. RefSeq lists its product with no specific name. The transcript has 4 exons. Bases 1 to 330 code for a protein of 109 amino acids. The record is from RefSeq and is a predicted model, not a curated record. NCBI's taxonomy places the organism in Eukaryota, Fungi, Ascomycota, Sordariomycetes, Glomerellales, Plectosphaerellaceae.